GAAAGUUUGGCAGGCGAAAGUAAGGUGGAGGGUUGGAAAGUGCAUCACUGCUCUGUAUUGCCUCCUAUGUGAAGUCCGGAUCCUACCGCUAGACAUUACACGUGGCAUUUGGAAUUGACGCGGUGAUCGCAAUGAAGCUAGCGUUACAAACAUGGGGAAGCAGAGGUUCGAUCAACAUUUGAUUCGGAGGCGAAAAUGCAUUCACUGCAGCACAAGCUUACAAUUAGUGGACAAGUCGCAAUGGAACCCUCCAAAUCACGAAUUGUUCAUCGAGUAACUUCUUCGAAUGUUCCGAUUACUGCUCGCCGAUCAGAUCCUAGGACGGGACUAAAUCAGUUACUAGAAAUGAAAAGCUUGGUUAUGGAUACAGAAGAACCAUCCUCUUCCUCAUCUAUCCUGCACCAGUCUCAGGUCGAUUCUCCUGUAUCAGGUCAGAAUCCUUGGUGCCUCCCACAGUUAGGAGCAGCUGUACCAGCUUUGAAUGAAGUAUCAUUAGCUCUAGCCGAGAGGGCAUCCAAUUUUAGAAGGCAGAUCGCUGGAUUUGUUGGUCAGUUAUUACUUCCUGUUUGAUCCAUAGGUGGAAACAUUUUUCCGAAGCUUACGCUGUUAUUAUCGGAGUCUCUCGGGAGUCCGACAUCGCAUAGAUUACCCCUGAUCCUAAAAAAAAAAACGAUUGUGGACCAAGGCUGUGACGCAAUCGGUUUUUUUCCAACAUAAUAAGCCUCUGCGUUGUAUAGUUAUAGUACCGUAGUUUAACACUUUUGCAAUCAAAUAAGUGGUCCUUUUCCAAAAUUUGAACACUUCUUUGCGAUGAACAACUUUUACAUUCUUUCAUAGCCAUAAGUAUGCACCUUAAAAUAUAAAACGUUUAAUGCAGAGGAAACGGUUGCCGGUGACGCAAGAGUACAAGCUGGGAGUGCUAGUUCAUCUGAGGGAAUGACUCCAGUCUUUAGCUCAACUGAGAAUGAGCAGAGAACGGAAGGACAACAAGCGAAUGUUACUCUCCCAUCAGCUCGAGAACCUCUAGAUCCAGCUUCAGAGAAUAGUAGCAUUCUCGGCAACUUUGGGGGAGCAGUGUCUCUCUUCAAUGCUACAAGUGCGGCAAUGUUGGGAAUGAGCCAGAGUCUUAUGUCUGGGCCACCUGCAGUCUGGCAAGGGCUGGUUGCUCGUGUACAAACUACAUUACGAGGGUCAGCAGAUGAUAUUGGUUGGUUACUCAAAGAUCCAACUCUGCCACCUGUGGAAGACAGGACAGAGAGAUUUGUGCAACUGCUUGGAAGAAUAAGCAAUGGUGUCCACGUGCUUCCCGAUAAUCUUGUCUAUCUCCUAGUGCCUGGACUAUUCAGCAACCAUGGGCCAUUAUAUUUUGUUGACACCAAAAAAUAUUUUUCAAGAUUGGGCCUUUCCUGUCACAUUGCUCGCAUUCACAGUGAGGCUGCAGUUGAGACAAAUGCUCGAGAACUGAAGGAAUAUAUUGAGGAGUUGUAUUGGGGCACAGGAAAACGAGUAGUACUUCUUGGACACAGCAAGGGUGGUGUUGAUGCUGCUGCUGCUUUAUCUAUGUUCUGGCCGGAGUUGAAAGACAAAGUUGUUGGUCUAGUGCUGGCACAAAGUCCCUAUGGUGGUAGUCCAGUAGCAUCCGAUAUACUUCGAGAAGGACAAAUUGCAGAUUUUGAAACGAGGAGGAUACUAGAGGUCGUAAUAACCAAAAUAAUCAAGGGUGACAUGCGUUCUUUGGAGGAUCUUACAUAUGAAAAAAGACGAGAAUUUUUAGCAAAAAAUCCUCUACCAUCAGAACUACUCACAGUCUCCUUUCACACUGAGGCUAGCAGAGCUGCAAGCGUCUUAUCUACGAUGUCCCAUAUCGCCCAUGCAGAGCUUCCUUGGCUGCCUGGGACUAGUGGGACAUCUACCUCUGAGGAGCCUGCUGCAGGAGCAAAGCUUCCCGUAGUGAUUCCGUUAGCCGCUGCAAUGGCUCUUUGUGCCUUACACUUGGAUCUACGGUAUGGUGAGAAGAGUGACGGACUUGUGGCUCGCAAGGAUGCAGAAGUACCUGGAUCAUUAGUGGUAAGACCUGAUAAAAAGUUGGACCAUGCUUGGAUGGUGUAUUCCCCGUCUAGAAAAGACGCUAAGGAUCCGGAUUCUUCUCAAAUGUGUGAAGCCCUUCUUACUCUUCUUCUGGAGGAGGAAACGAUGAGAAAAGCAGGCACCAGCAAAGGAGAAAAACAAGCGCUAGAAGAAAUGAUCGCUACUGAUGAAUCUGGAUUUGCAUCUGUGAAACCAGCUGAGGAAGAGAUUGAAGUGGGUAAUGACUACCUAGAGAAGCUUUGAAGUCUGGAUAUACACCCGGAUAGAAAAAUGGUUGGAGACACUGCUUCUGGACAAAACUAGCUCAAUUUCACGUACCACUCACACUAGAAAUGUUGAUAUGUUAUUCGACAGGCUGUCUAAUGUACCACAUGCAAUUGCAGUAGACUAGAAAUAGUGAAGUUCAGGGGAAAGUGUGAGAAAAGCAUAAGCUUCUUUCGACACUAGGAGGGGGAGUUAGGUCUUGGAGGUGAUCAGUGAUUUUGGAUUUAGAUUAGAUACUGUUUAUCCCCACAUAUGUCACUGGGGAAUGCUUAAGGAUUUCAUUUUAGGCCAACGAUUGUUUGUACAUAAUUUACAUCAAAUUUCAAUCCUGUUUAUUAACGGGAUAUGAGGACCUAUAAUCAGCUUUUUAAACUUUUGAACACUUCGGGUUUGCACCUCCAUUGAAUCGAAUAUACACUGAGUAGAGCACACAGGUAGUAACUUAAAAUCUUAUUAUGUGAAGAGUUCGAGCAAUGUUUAAAUGUUCGAGCAAUGUUUGGACACAAAAUGAAGUGUCUCG
Molecule: messenger RNA, 2872 nt
Organism: Marchantia polymorpha subsp. ruderalis
Lineage: Eukaryota; Viridiplantae; Streptophyta; Marchantiopsida; Marchantiales; Marchantiaceae
Source: the annotation of a GenBank genome assembly